Molecule: messenger RNA, 9815 nt
Organism: Phycodurus eques (leafy seadragon)
Lineage: Eukaryota; Metazoa; Chordata; Actinopteri; Syngnathiformes; Syngnathidae
Gene: myo5aa
Product: myosin VAa
Biological process (GO): vesicle transport along actin filament; actin filament organization
Cellular component (GO): vesicle; cytoplasm; actin cytoskeleton
Molecular function (GO): actin filament binding; ATP binding; microfilament motor activity
Source: RefSeq, a predicted model, not a curated record
GUGUGUUCUCGAGUUGGACUCUUAAGAUUUGGAGGCAUCCAGAGAAGCAUGAGCUAGAAGCUUGCCUGACAACAUGAACCGGGAACUGGAGUAUAUGUUCGUUGAUUGUGCUCGGGUGUGGAUCCCUGACGUCGAGGAGGUGUGGAAGUCAGCCGAGCUAACUAAGGACUACAAAAAUGGCGACGCCUCCCUGCAGCUCAUGCUUGAGGAUGGAGCGAACCUCGAGCACAAGCUGGACCCCAAGACCAAGAAUCUGCCCUACCUGCGAAACCCUGACAUCCUGGUGGGCGAGAAUGACCUCACGGCACUCAGCUACCUCCAUGAGCCGGCGGUGCUGCACAACCUUAAAGUCCGCUUCAUCGACUCCAAGCUCAUAUAUACUUAUUGCGGGAUUGUUUUGGUGGCCAUCAACCCGUACGAGACGCUGCCCAUCUACGGGACAGACAUUAUCAAUGCGUACAGCGGUCAGAACAUGGGAGACAUGGACCCACACAUCUUCGCUGUGGCAGAGGAGGCUUACAAACAGAUGGCUAGGGAUGAGAGGAAUCAGUCCAUCAUCGUGAGUGGUGAGUCUGGAGCAGGAAAGACGGUAUCAGCAAAAUACACCAUGAGAUACUUUGCCACGGUCAGCGGCUCGGCCAGUGAGGCCAACGUCGAGGAGAAGGUGUUGGCUUCCAACCCCAUCAUGGAGUCUAUUGGCAAUGCCAAGACAACUCGGAACGACAACAGCAGUCGAUUUGGGAAGUACAUAGAGAUUGGCUUUGACAACCGCUACCGAAUCAUCGGCGCCAACAUGAGGACAUAUCUGCUGGAAAAGUCCAGAGUGGUGUUCCAGGCAGAUGAGGAGAGGAAUUACCAUAUCUUUUAUCAGCUCUGUGCAUCAUCGCAUUUGCCGGAGUUCAAGAACCUCAAACUGAGCAAAGCAAAUGAUUUCCUGUACACCCAGCAGGGCCGAAGCCCCGUUAUCGAUGGGGUGGACGAUACAAAGGAGCUCUGCAACACCCGCAACGCCUUCUCCUUGCUCGGUAUCAACGAGUCCUAUCAGAUGGGAUUGUUUCAAGUUCUGGCUGCUAUUCUUCAUCUCGGAAAUGUGGAGAUCAAAGACAAAGAUUCGGAUAGCAGCAUGAUUCCUCCCAACAAUGAUCACUUAACGAAGUUCUGCGAGCUGGUCGGCAUUACCUACAAGGACAUGGCUCAGUGGCUGUGCCACAGGAAGUUGAAGACUGCUUCCGAAACCUACAUCAAGACCAUCCCCCGCCUGCAGGCCACCAACGCCCGCGACGCCCUGUCCAAACAUAUCUAUGCUAAGCUCUUCAACUGGAUCGUGGAGCAGGUCAACAAGGCGCUCGUCGCCAAUAUCAAACAGCACUCCUUCAUCGGCGUCCUUGACAUUUACGGCUUUGAGACCUUUGAAAUCAACAGCUUCGAGCAGUUCUGUAUCAACUAUGCCAAUGAGAAGCUCCAGCAGCAAUUCAACAUGCAUGUGUUCAAGCUGGAGCAGGAGGAGUACAUGAAGGAGCAGAUCCCUUGGACUCUGAUCGACUUCUACGACAAUCAGCCCUGCAUCAACCUCAUCGAAGCCAAGAUGGGCAUCUUGGACCUGCUGGAUGAAGAGUGCAGGAUGCCAAAAGGUUCAGAUGAUUCGUGGGCUCAGAAGCUUUACACCCACCUGAAGACGUGCUCCCUCUUCGAGAAGCCACGCAUGUCUAACCGCGCCUUCAUCAUUCAACAUUUUGCUGAUAAGGUUGAAUAUCAAUGUGAAGGUUUCCUGGAGAAGAACAAGGAUACUGUGAAUGAAGAACAGAUUAAGGUGCUCAAGGGCAGCAAGUUUGACCUGCUGGUGGAGCUAUUUAAGGAUGAGGGGAAAGCCACCAGCCCCACCGGACAGGCUCCCGGAACAGGAGGCAGGACCCGUCUCAGCGUCAAACCUGACAAAAGCCGUGACACCAGCACCAAGGAGCACAAGAAGACCGUCGGUUGCCAGUUCCGUAACUCCCUUCAAAUGCUCAUGGAAACCUUGAACGCCACCACGCCACACUACGUCCGCUGUAUCAAACCAAACGACUUCAAGCAGGCCUUCUCGUUUGACCCGAAGCGUGCGGUACAGCAGCUGAGAGCCUGCGGCGUCCUUGAGACAAUCCGCAUCUCCGCAGCAGGUUUCCCAUCCAGAUGGACAUACCAGGAGUUCUUCAGCCGGUACAGAGUGUUGAUGAAGCAGAAGGAUGUUCUCUCUGACAAGAAGUUAACCUGCAGGAACGUUCUGGAGAAGCUAGUGCAGGAUCAGGAUAAAUACCAGUUUGGUAAGACCAAGAUCUUCUUCAGGGCCGGCCAGGUGGCCUACCUGGAGAAGCUGAGAGCUGACAAACUUCGCGCCGCCUGCAUCCGUAUCCAGAAAACCAUUCGUUGCUGGUUGGCACGCAAAAAGUACAUGCGCAUGCGUGAUGCCGCCAUCACCAUCCAGAGGUUCACCAGAGGAUACCAGGCUCGCUGCUUGGCGAAGUUCAUGCGUCGCACUCAGGCCGCUAUCGUCAUCCAGAAGUACCAGAAGAUGUACGUGGCCAGGAAACACUACAGGCAGAAGCAGGCGGCCGCCCUGGCCAUACAGACCAUCCUCAGAGCUUAUAUGGCCCGCCAGAAGUACCUGGCGCUUCUGCGCGAGCACAAGGCGGUGAUCAUCCAGAAGCGCGCCCGUGGCUGGCUGGCUCGACGCUGGUACAAGCGCUGCCUGAGCUCCAUCGUCUACCUCCAGUGCUGCAUCCGCAGGAUGAGGGCCAGGCGUGAGCUGAAGAAGCUGAAGAUUGAGGCCCGCUCGGUGGAGCACUUCAAGAAGCUCAACAAGGGCAUGGAGAACAAGAUCAUGCAGCUGCAGAGAAAGAUCGACGAACAGACCAAGGAGAACAAGUCUGUCAACGAGAGGCUCGCAGGCUUGGCGAACACCUACACAACAGAGAGCGAGCGGCUACGCGGGGAGCUGGGCCGCCUGCGUGGUGUGGAGGAGGAGGCCAGGAGCAAAGGCAACCAAGUCAACUGUCUCUUGGAAGAGCUGGAGAAGCUGAAGAAGGAGCUGAGCACCACGCAGCAGGAGAAGAAGAUCAUUGAGGACUGGGUGCAAACGUACAGGGGCGAAAUGGAGAAACUGGUUUCCGAACUGAAGGAUCAGAACGGCUUGCUGAAGAAAGAGAAAGACGACUUGAACAGGUCGAUUCAGGAACAGAGUCAGCAGAUGACAGAGAAAAUGGCACGUGCGAUUGCAGCGGAGACUCAGCAGCUGGAGACAGAUCUGAACGAGGAGCGCUCUCGCUACCAGAAUCUCCUGACAGAACACCUUCGCCUCGAGGAGAAAUACGACGACCUCAAAGAGCACAUUUCCAAGCCUGGCCACAGGAGAACGGAUUCCACCCACAGCAGCAACGAAUCCGAGUACACCUACAACUCCGAGUUCGCCGAAUCGGAAGAAGGUUCCCGUGCCGCAGAAGAUUUGACACGAGGAAUGGAUACCUCGCUCACGCUCAAGCUGCAGAAGCGACUCACAGAGCUAGAGCAAGAAAAGCAGUCGCUGCGCAAUGAGCUGGAAAACAAGGAAGAGCAGUUUCAGAGGGCCCGGGCAAGGGAUGAGUCAGAGUUCAAAAAGGUGCGUGGGGCAGAGUUGGAGUACGAAUCCCUCAAGCGUCAGGAACUGGAGUCAGAGAACAAGAAGCUAAAACACGAGCUGGCCGAGAUGAGGCAAAGCCUGCUGGGCGGCACAGCCGCGAGCGCCGGCGCGCCGGGCUCUCCGGCCUACAAGGUGCUCCUGGAUCAGCUCAACUCCUCCAGCGAGGAGCUGGAGGUGCGCAAGGAGGAGGUGCUGAUCCUUCGCUCACAGCUGGUCAGCCAGAAGGAGGCCAUGCAGCACAAGGAGACCAUGACAGAGGUGGCUGUCCAUGUAGAGGACAUUUCCAAACUGAAGGACGCUGAUGAACUCAAGCAAGCCUACAUCGGCCUCAAAGAUACCAACAGGCUGCUGGAGCACCAGUUGCAGACCCAGCGGCGGAAUUAUGACAGCGAGGUGGAAUCUCUGCGUGGCGAGCUACAAAACGUCAAAGAGGAAAACAACCGGCAGCAGCAGCUCCUGGCCCAGAACCUCCAGCUGCCCCCGGAGGCCCGCAUUGAGGCCAGUCUGCAGCACGAGAUCACCCGGCUCACCAAUGAGAACCUGGAGCAGGUGGCCGACGAUCCCACAGCAUCUCGAGAGGCGCGAGUCGUCAUUUUACGCCGGAUGGUUGAUCUCAUGGAGCAGCUGGAAAAGCAGGACCGAACCAUCCGAAAGCUCAAGAAGCAGUUGAAGGUUUACUCCAAGAGGAUUGGAGAGAUGGGAGCCGGUCAAGCGGAGGGUCAGACGUCGCCAGGUCAGAUGGUGGACGAACCCAUCCACCCGGUCAACAUUCCUCGCCGGGAGAAAGACUUCCAGGGAAUGCUGGAGUACAAGAAGGAGGAUGAGCUGAAACUGGUCAAGAACUUGAUCCUUGAGCUGAAGCCUCGUGGCGUGGCCGUCAACCUAAUUCCAGGUCUGCCCGCCUUCAUCCUUUUCAUGUGUCUGAGGCAUGCCGACUAUGUCAACGACGACCAGAAGGUCCGCACGCUGCUCACCUCCACCAUCAACAGCAUCAAGAAGAUCCUCAAGAAACGUGGAGAUGACUUUGAGACGGUCUCCUUCUGGCUAGCCAACACCUGCCGCUUCCUGCACUGUCUUAAGCAGUACAGCGGAGACGAGGUCUUCAUGAAGCAAAACACUUCGCGGCAGAACGAGCACUGUCUGUCCAACUUCGACCUGACCGAGUACAGAUCAGUGAUCAGCGACCUGGCUAUCCAGAUCUACCAACAGCUGAUCAAAUGCAUGGAGAACAUCCUUUAUCCCAUGAUAGUGUCUGGCAUGCUGGAGCACGAGACCAUCCAGGGCGUGUCCGGCGCAAAGCCGACGGGCCUGCGCAAGCGGACGUCCAGCAUCGCCGACGAGGGCACGGACACACUGGACUCCAUCCUGCGCCAGCUCAACGCCUUCCACUCCACCAUGUGCCAGCACGGCACCGACCCUGAGCUCAUCAAGCAGGUGGUCAAGCAGCAGUUUUACUUCAUCGGCGCCGUCACCCUCAACAACCUCCUGCUGCGCAAGGACAUGUGCUCGUGGAGCAAAGGCAUGCAGAUCAGGUACAACGUGAGCCAGCUGGAGGAGUGGCUCCGUGACAAAGGCUUGAUGAACUGCGGGGCCAAAGAGACCCUGGAGCCUCUCAUCCAGGCCGCUCAGUUACUCCAGGUGAAAAAGAAGACGGAUGAGGACGCCGAAGCCAUCUGCUCCAUGUGCCUGGCCCUCACCACCGCACAGAUCGUGAAGGUCCUCAACCUCUACACGCCGGUAAACGAGUUUGAGGAGCGGGUGUCUGUCUCAUUCAUCCGAACCAUACAGACUCGCUUGCGAGACCGCUGUGGAAGUCCACAGCUGCUGAUGGACACCAAAACCAUCUACCCGAUCACGUUCCCCUUCAACCCGUCCUCCCUCGCCCUGGAGACCAUCCAGAUCCCAAGCUCGCUCAACCUGGCCUUCCUCACCCGCGUCUAGGGAGGGGACAGUUGACAUCUAUGUCUCACACACACACACACACAGACGUGUUGUGAGCAUCGCAAAACACAAACAUGCAUGCUCCACACGCUGUUUUAGUCACUUCUCUUAGACCAAGUGUUUCCCAAACGUUUUUUGGAGCAAAGGCACAUAUUUUGUGUUAGAAAAAUCUCCCGGCACACCACCAGAUACAAGUGUCACAAAAAGUAUAUACAUUAAACCGUCACUAUUCCGAAAGGAAUAGGGGCCGAUAAAUACAAUCUACAAAAAAAUAAUAAUAAUAAUACGCAAGUAAAUGACGCCACCUAAAAGUUAUUUUUCUUCUAUUGGACAAGGCUAUAGCCGGACUAAAUGAAGCUUGCCCCGUAGUACACAAUAGUGGCUUGGCACCAUGAUGCCGCUAAAGCAAUAGGUGCCAAGCAAUAUUUUUGGUGUGGCCUGAGCAUGAAAACUGCGAAUAACAGAGGGUAGGUGCCCCCCCCCCCCCCCCCCCAAAAUAGGUAUUGGGCAAAUUCGCCAACAUGCAGGGGUUCACUGCGUACUGAACUAAUGAGAUCUUGUCUCAAAUUACUCGCAAAUUUACUUGGUGUGAAAUACAAAGGUUAAUUGUACCUUUAUCUUGGGAUGGGCAUUCAAUUGUUCUGCCUGUCACUAUAUGUUGCUUCAGACAUAGUUGAACCCCUUUCUGCUCAUUUAAGUAGUUCAAGGUCCGGUUGUUGAAAUCACAAGCGAUGUGUCAGCUCACGUCCCGCUCGGUCAGCCUCAUGCUCAGUCAAGCCAAGACGACCAACCACACGUUGUCUGAGCCGUCCUAUUUAUGCACCUAUAGAUGAAAAAAAAAAAAUAUAUAUAUAUAUAUAUAUAUAAGAAGGAGAUGAGGAGCAACACUGAGUGGCAGAUAGUUGUUGAUAGUCUCUCUCUCUCUCUCUCUCUCUCUCUCUCUCUCUCUCUCUCUCUCUCUCUCUCUCUCUCUCUCUCUCUCUCUCUCUCUCUCUCUCUCUCUCUCUCUCUCUCUCUCUCUCUCUCUCUCUAUAUAUAUAUAUAUAUGAACAAUACGUGUAUUUAUUGCAUUCUCCUCCGGCUUUGCCAAGAGACGUUUAGUUUAGCUCCUGCGCAAUGGGUCGUGUGUAUGUAGCACAGGUUGUCGCUCGACAGGCGACGUCAUCGCUCUGCUAUUAUUUAUUGCUCUUUUUUUUUGUUAUCAUUGAGCAGCAAUGUGAGGUUGUUUUUCAGUGCCUCAAUUAGCUUCAUGUCAUCUCUCUCGCACUGCCUUUACCGUUUCAAAUUGUACACCAUUUUUGUGACCAAAAAAAACGAUGAAGAUGAACCUGCAUAUUCUAGUUAUUUCUAUGAUUUCUGUUGUUUGAAAGAGAUGUCUGGUACCAUUGCCCUGCUUCCUCGUGUUGUUUGCCAUCAGUGUUAACCUCCUCCCUGCACUUGAACCUUUCUCAGCCUCAAGACCUUAGAGACAAUAUUUAUUUUCUGUUAUUUUCAAUUUAGCGUGACUCGCAUCCUGCCCCCCCAACACCCCUAUUCGAAUGCACUUUUCCACCAAGCGGUGGAGUUCCAGUGAUGAUUCUUGGUCAGCCAGUCAACAGACAUCAAGCAGUCUAGCUUUGCCCUUAAGGUACUCUGCUAUUGGUAUUGUGCUACAAAAGUGGUAUGGUAUGACGGAUCCUUUUGGGAGGGGGAUUCAUUUUGCUUCUUCUUGUUCACUUAACAAAAUGAACAGACAAACCAACAGUUAUCGAAUACCAUUGUCUUGCUUGGUGGAGGUAACAGUGGUCUCGGGAGAUGUCAAUUUUCACUCCAGAAUUCGCACUCCUUAUUGGGGCCACACUGGGGGACAAAACAAGGGAAAUGGUAAAGUCACGAGAAAAAAAACUGUGAAAUUAUGAGAGUCGAAAAAAUGUCAAAUUAUGAGAAGAAAAUGUAAUUAUGAGUAAAAAAAAGUUGUGUGACUUAGCCUUGGUGCACACAUCAAGAUAAUGGAGCUGUUUUGUUCCGAUUUUGACCCUUCCUGGCCAAGGACAUCAAAAUCCUGUUUUAUACGAUUAUCCUUACGUCCUGAGGUGUGUUAAGUAUGGAUUUGUCUCAAUUAUACAAUCUUAAUAUUUAACGUGUUCAAUAUUUCCGACCAAAAAUCUUUGCGUGUGUGGGGAAAGCCAACUUCUCCCUGAGUCAAUGAGCUGUGAACUGUGACAUGAAACCGAAUAUAGCCAAUCAGAGAAGCAACCUUACUAACGAACAACGGAGCGACUGUAAAUAAAUACAAACGAUGUGAUUACCUGAUGUCAUUUGUUGUAUAAAAGUGGGUUCCUCAUACGGUAAGAUGUGUUUUUAAUCGAUAACAUCACCAUUCUACAACACUCCCCCUUCCAUUCCCUUUGGCAAAGAUUGGCGCAUACCCCGGUGUUUUGUGAGAUCUCUGCCUCGGAGGAAUUGUUCUAAGAUCGGCAGUGGAACAGAAUCUUUGUGUGUGUGUGUGGUGUUAUGCGUUGAGAUUAUCGGCACACGCCACACACAGUACGGGCAAAACUGUUAAUUGUUUGAAUGGUUUUUUUUUCUUCUUUUUUAUCUUUAUCUUUGUGUCUGUCACAGAUUUUAAAAUAAAAAUCAAGACUUGAAAAAUCAUUCUGUGUACAAAGCCUAAAGUUGUAAUAUCUCGCUGAAUAUAAUCUGAAAAGUUAUGACCAAAGUCAUAAUGUAGUAAAGUCAUAAUGUUAACAAAAUAAAGUUAUGGAUUCACACCCCAUGUGAGACAGUGCAAGUUAUUAGGGCCACACCAAAAAGAAAAGGAAAUAAUAAUAAUGAUGAUGACAAUAACAAAUGUGGUCACGAGCAAAAAGUACAAAAAUUACAAAAGAAAAAAAAUUGUCAAAUUAUGAGGAUUUUUUUGGGUAAAAUUACAAGGGGAAAGAAAAUAGUCAAAUUGAGGGGAAAAAAGGCGUCAAGUUGUGUGAUGUAUAAGGUUGUAAUGUUACAAUUAACUAAAUCCUAAAAUUACAUGAAAAAAGUCAAGAAGAAUAAAGUCCUAAUUUUACCAAAAUAGUCGUAACGGUGUGAGACCAAAAUAGUAAUAUUCUGAGAAGUCGUUACAAGAAUUAAGCUUUUUUUUUUCCUAUGAAAAAGAUGGAAUAUAAAACAAAUUAAAAAAAAAAAACAAAAAAAAGAAAGUUAGCUUUUUUUUCCCAAAAACAUAUUACAAAAAAAAAAUCUUCAUUAAAAUAUUUUCCGGUGUUUGCUAAUUUCACAUUUUCAUUCUAAAAAUACGGACUUAAGAUAUGUAGCCGUAAUUAAGUUUUUUCUUGUUCUCAUAAAUUUAUGACCUUUUUUCCACCAUAAUUUUGAAUUCUCACAAAUAUAAACGUUGUUUUUUUUUUUUUUUUUUUUUUGCAUUUCUAUUCGUCUUUAUUCUCAUAAAUCUUGGGACUUUUUUUCCUCCAAUAUUACAACCUAGCGUCGUCAUGGUCGUAAAUAUUGUAACUAUUUUUAGUUCUGUCUUACUUUAAUAUAAGGACAAAAUGUUCACAAUAUUUCACAUUAUUCUCUUGACUUUAUUCACUCCCUCCCCUUUGUGGCCCUAAUUCCACUACAAGAAAAGGAGAAGUUAGUAUAUGGGGUUAUUGUUUGGACUGAUGGAUAGUUCAAGUACUGUGUGGAAACAAAGGAAACUUUACGUUUGUAUAAGAAAGAGAGAACUAUGUAAAGGAAUUCAUCUCAUGAAUGUUAAAUAAAAUCUGUUAUUAAAAUGAUUUUAACAUCACAUUAGUAGUGGACAAAGCCUUAAGUGUAACAUGGUGGCAUGGUUUUUGUCGUACGUGAAGUCAUUCUCUUUAUUUUGAGUGUAAAAUCAAUAGCAAAUGUUUCUUUUGGGUGUUUUUUUGUUUGUUUGUUUUUGUUGUUUUAUUGUCCCGCACAGCAGUAAAAUGCACUUUUUAUAAAAACACUGCAAAGGAAGACUGUACAAACGAGACACUCAUGAAUCAUUUGUCGCCAUAUUAAGUCGCUGACGAGGUGGAAGGAGACGCCCACUCUCCUGCCAUCAAGUCGUCGUCUCUCCGACCUGCCUGGUGUCCAUUUGACAAAGUGGACUGUUUAUAGUUUCUGGUAGCUGUGCUUCAGUGGACAUGUUCACCGUUAAUGAACGUCAAAUAAAUUGUCAAAUCUGUAAAUGUACAACAACAACAACAACAAAUGAAUAAAUGAAUUCAAGCACUGA